Molecule: messenger RNA, 2475 nt
Organism: Oncorhynchus tshawytscha (Chinook salmon)
Lineage: Eukaryota; Metazoa; Chordata; Actinopteri; Salmoniformes; Salmonidae
Product: inactive phospholipid phosphatase 7-like
Exons: 2
Coding region: 815-1681 (288 amino acids)
Cellular component (GO): nuclear envelope
Molecular function (GO): sphingosine-1-phosphate phosphatase activity
Source: RefSeq, a predicted model, not a curated record
UUUGUUAUUUUCCUUUCUUCUAUUUUGGUUCGUGCUGAGAGCGUCUCUGUCGCUGUCCAUUUAAGCACCUUGGAGAACUCCCAUCUGGAAGAGCGCGUCCGUAGAAGAGCGCGGUGGAAGUGGGAUUGUGCGUAGGCUACGUCAUGUCCACGGAAAACGACUGACGAUCGAAAAAAAGAGCUCUCAUCUAUUGUAAAUACUGAAUGACUCGCCGAGCUGACUAUGGAUGCUUGUUCCUUGAUUGACUUUAAUAGUAUCGGGGCUACAGUCUAUCUGUCUAACUAAGAAUUCAUUGACGCGUUCUCCAAAUUCCAAUCGUGUUCCAAACGAGAGGGAUCUGAACGAUAGCCCAUUCUUAUACAUUGGCCUGGUAAGACGAUAACAAAAAUGUGUCUUUGUCGUUGAGCAUAACAGACAAAGUAAAACCAGUGUAUUUAGUUUCUACCGUUCAGGAUCAAAACAAAACAUUAUGCCAUUCCAUGUUAGUUGCUGAUGGUCGUAUAUUUUAUUUAAUGACAUGUUAAAAGCUGAUAAUGUUUCACUGUAGAUUGUAUCUCGUUUGAUUGGUCCAGGCAGAUGCCAGUCAAGCCUCUUUGUGCCUGCAUGGAUCCGGUUGUAGGCUUAACACAGCAGCAUGGGCAGCGCGCAUUCCAACCGGCCUAAAUAUAUCUGGUAGGGACGCAGUGGGGGAAGGAGAGGGCGACAGGGCUUAGCUUUGGAUAUUUAGGCUUCGUGGUUAAAACGAGAAAUUGACCUUCUGAAACGUAGUACAGUAACUUUUUUCACCAAGGAGGCGAAGUGGGACCAACCCAAAAUGCCCGCAAUUCCGAGUUCUAGGUCCAGGACGCGGGAUCGGAACAACGUCCUGAGCAGACCCGAGUUCAUGUCCCUGAACCAGCCCCUUUGGAGCGGCAACUCGGAGAGCCAGGGAAACUCAAGGCGACCUGGUCAACCCAAACACCAAGCAAACCUGCCGUGCGACCCGCAGGAAACUACUGACAAUGCCAACAAGGAUCGGAAAGAGCCCACGAAACUGCCAGAGGAGGACUGUAUCCAGCUGAACCCUUCCUUCAAGGGGAUAGCGAUGAGCUCCCUCCUCGCCAUUGACAUUUGUCUGUCCAAGCGCCUGGGGGUCUGCGCCUAUACGUCGUCGUCUUGGGGCACGGCUCGUUCCAUGGUCACCCUACUUGCGUUCACGGGGCACGGCAUCACGUGGAUCAUUGGCACUAUCGUGUGUUUGACAAGGAGUAAUACGCUGGCGGAACAAGAGGUCUUGGUCAAUCUAUUACUUGCCCUCCUGCUUGACGUCAUGACAGUGGCCGGAGUCCAGAAGCUGAUCAAACGCAAAGGACCCUGGGAGAUGAGUCCGGGAUUCCUGGACUACUGUGUCAUGGAUGUGUACUCCUUCCCAGCGGCCCACGCCAGCCGCGCCGCCAUGGUGUCCAAGUUCUUGCUUUACCACCUGGUCCUGGCCAUCCCUCUUCGCAUCCUGCUGGUGCUCUGGGCCUUCCUGGUGGGCAUGUCCCGGGUGCUGUUGGGUAGACACCACCUGACCGACAUGGUGUGCGGCUUCGCCCUGGGCCUUCUGCACGUCAGCCUGGUGGAGACAGUAUGGCUGUCGUCCAGCACCUGUCAAACCCUCAUCUCUAUAGGGACCCUCAGCUGGAGCUCCUUCUACUGAACACAGGGCCAGGAGUUCUUCCUGAUGUGAUCUGAGUUUUCCCUGAUCAAGGCCUACUGUCAAAGGCUGCAUUAGACCUACGUAUAGGCUUUAUCUUGAUUUCCUUUCAAUUAUGUUGUUUGUAUUUUUCUGCUGGAAAUCAUUUGUUUAAACUACACAUUUUUGAGAAACAGGUGGACUGGACUCCAAAUGUGAAUAGAUUUUUGCUGUCUUUGAAUUGUGCUGUAUGUGUUAAACAAAAACAUGAUUUUUGUCUUGAAGAUCAGGGAUUUUGCUACAAGGUUAAAUAUUUACCCUAUCCAAAUAAGUUUCAAAAGAUAGUUUUGAUUAGAUUAAAGGAAGUGGUUUCAUCAUAGAUCUGUAUGUUGUAUAUUCCACAUUGUUUGCCUUCUCUAUUGCAAUCUAAGCAUUAACCAAGCAGAUAGACACAGUUUAUGGUGCUGAUUUCAUGCCUCACUGAGUAACUGAAAAACGUCUGUGUGAAGUCAACUACAGUACAUCAGGCUUGGGGUUACCAUUGAUCCUGUGACAUAUGUGUGUGUAUAUGGGUGAUUGUGUGUGUGCAUAUGUGUUACGCUCGUCGUUGGAAGGAGUAGAUCAAGGUGCAGCGUGGUAGGCGUACAUCUUUCUUUUAUUGAUGACACUGAAAAAACAACAAAUACUAAACGAAACGCACAAUUCUGCAGGGCUGGAAAGCAACAGUACAAAAACAAGAUCCCACAAACUAAGGUGGAAAAAAGGCUGCCUAAGUAUGAUCCCCAAUCAGAGACAACGAUAGACAGCUGCCUCUGAUU